Molecule: messenger RNA, 1279 nt
Organism: Panicum virgatum (switchgrass)
Lineage: Eukaryota; Viridiplantae; Streptophyta; Magnoliopsida; Poales; Poaceae
Product: psbP domain-containing protein 2, chloroplastic-like
Exons: 4
Coding region: 34-771 (245 amino acids)
Biological process (GO): photosynthesis
Cellular component (GO): photosystem II oxygen evolving complex; extrinsic component of membrane; photosystem II
Molecular function (GO): calcium ion binding
Source: RefSeq, a predicted model, not a curated record
CCACAGCGGCAUAGCCCCCGCGACGAGAUACCGAUGUCACUCGUCUCUCCCCGCUGCGGCCCGCCGCUAGCGCUCGGCGGCCGCCACCGCCGCCGCCCGCAUCGGGCCCGAGCCGUCGCGCCCAAAUGCGAGACCUCCCCCUCCCAUCCUCCCGUCCUGACCCGGAGGGCCGUGUCCGCCGCCGCGCUGCUCCUCCCCCUCCCCGCCUCGUGGCCGCAACUCCCCGUCGCCUCCGCGUCCGAGGCGGCGGCGGCGGCGGCGGAAGCACAAGGAGAAAGUGGAGUUCCAGAGGGGCUAGAACUGGAGCGGUACACCGACCAGGAGCAAGGCUUCACCCUCCUCAAGCCGGCCUCCUGGCCCAAGGUGGACAAGGCGGGCGCGACGGCGCUGUUUCAGCAGGAGGGGAAAGGGAGGAACAACAUUGGGGUUGUCGUCAACCCUGUCCGGCUCAAUUCGCUGACGGAGUUUGGGACGCCGCAGUUUGUUGCCGACAAGCUUCUGCAGGCAGAGAAGAAGAAGGAAAGCACGAAGUCUGCUGAGGUGAUUUCAGCUGGAGAGAGAACAGGUCAUGGUGGCCUGACAGUGUAUGAAAUUGAGUACGCACUGGAUAGCACCAGGGGAGGGAUGAAGCGGAUCUUCUCAGCUGCAUUUGUUGCUUCAAGGAAGCUCUAUCUUCUCAAUAUUGCCUAUUCAGAUGCCCAGGAGAAGCCCUUGGACAGCCAGACUAGAACUGUUCUGGAACAAGUUCUCCAUUCUUUUGAUUCUGUAUAGUGGUCUUUAACAAUUGAGGCUGGAACUGAAAGUUGACCGGCAGCUGGAUGUUAAUUUGACAUGUGUGGGGCUGUUGCUAUGAUGGAGCAAUCUCUUGCUGCUCUGCCUCUCUCCGAGUCGGCAGCGCGUGCAUGGUCUCGUCUCGUUUCCGGGACACAAAAGGGCAUGGCGACAUGUCACAUGUGAACGGGUUCGAGGUGUACAGUCUGCUCGGCGCUCUCUGUUGAACGUGAGCCGCCUUAUGUUUGGAAGCGUAAACAUGCUGCGGGGUGGCACGCCAACAUUUUUUUUUCCCGCACCGCGCCGUCAGCAUUACGUGCAACGAAGGAGAACGCCGGUUCUCUUCUACGGCUACGAGCGGGGAAUGGCUACUUGACUAUGCAUUUUCAGCGUUUCAGUGUGCGCAUGGCCCGUUCGUUCGUUCACACACACCUCCAUAUAAAACCGUUCCAAAUGUUACUCUUUCUGGUAAGUUUGAUUUUAAACUACUGAACUGACAUCGGAGCCA